GCGCGCCGGGCGCUGGCCGCAGCUGGCGGGCGCAUGUGGGGGCGCGCGGCGUGGAGGCGCUGCCCGCGAGGGCUUCGGCGCGGCCGGGAGGCGCUGCUGGUACUGCUGGCGUUGCUGGCCCUGGCCGGGCUGGGCUCGGUGCUGCGGGCGCGGCGCGGGGCCGGGACGGCCGAGCCAGGACUCCCACGCACCCCGCGCUCUGGGCGGCGAGACCCGGUUCUGCCGCGGCCGCCGGUGCGGGAGGACGCUCUGGGCGCGCGAGGCGAGGCAGUGCGGCUGCAGCUGCAGGGCGAAGAGCUGCGGCUGCAGGAGGAGAGCGUGCGGCUGCACCAGAUCAACAUCUACCUCAGCGACCGCAUCUCGCUGCACCGCCGCCUGCCCGAGCGCUGGAACCCUCUGUGCAAAGAGAAGAAAUACAAUUAUGAUCAAUUGCCCACGACAUCUGUCAUCAUAACAUUUUAUAAUGAAGCCUGGUCAACUCUCCUUCGGACAGUUUACAGUGUCCUCGAGACAUCCCCAGACACCCUGCUAGAAGAAGUUAUCCUUGUAGAUGACUACAGCGAUCGAGAGCACCUGAAGGAACGCCUGGCCUCCGAGCUGGCCCGGCUGCCCAAGGUCCGCCUGAUCCGCGCCAACAAGAGGGAGGGCCUGGUGCGGGCACGGCUGCUGGGGGCUUCCGCGGCCAAGGGCGACGUGCUGACCUUCCUGGACUGCCACUGCGAGUGCCACGAAGGGUGGCUGGAGCCGCUGCUGCAGAGGAUCCAUGAAGAGGAGUUGGCAGUGGUGUGCCCUGUGAUCGAUGUGAUCGACUGGAACACCUUCGAGUACCUGGGGAACGCUGGGGAGCCCCAGAUUGGCGGUUUCGACUGGAGGCUGGUGUUCACGUGGCACGUGGUUCCCGAGAGGGAGAGGAUCCGCAUGCGGUCUCCCAUCGAUGUCAUCAGGUCUCCAACCAUGGCUGGUGGGCUGUUUUCUGUGAGUAAGAAAUAUUUUGAAUACCUGGGGUCUUACGAUACAGGAAUGGAAGUUUGGGGCGGAGAAAACCUCGAAUUCUCAUUUAGAAUCUGGCAGUGCGGGGGGACCCUGGAGACACACCCGUGUUCGCACGUUGGCCACGUUUUCCCCAGGCAAGCUCCCUACUCCCGCAACAAGGCUCUGGCCAACAGUGUCCGCGCAGCUGAAGUGUGGAUGGAUGAAUUUAAAGAGCUCUACUACCAUCGCAACCCCCAGGCCCGCUUGGAACCCUUUGGGGAUGUGACAGAGAGGAGGCAGCUCCGUGCAAGGCUCCAGUGUAAGGACUUCAAGUGGUUCUUGAGUACCGUGUAUCCAGAACUGCACGUGCCUGAGGACAGGCCUGGCUUCUUUGGGAUGCUCCAGAACAAAGGACUAAAAGAUUACUGCUUUGACUAUAACCCUCCCAAUGAACACCAGAUCACAGGACAUCAGGUCAUUCUAUACCACUGUCAUGGGAUGGGUCAGAACCAGUUUUUCGAGUACACGUCCCAGAAUGAAAUACGCUAUAACACCCACCAGCCAGAAGGCUGCGUGGCGGUGGAGGCCGGAAUGGAUGUUCUCAUCAUGCAUCUUUGCGAGGGAGCCACCCCAGAGGAUCAGAAGUUCAUCUUGCAGGAGGAUGGUUCUUUAUUUCAUGUACAGUCCAAGAAAUGUGUUCAGGCUGAGAGGAAGGAAUUGAGCGACAGUUUUGUACCACUCUUACGAGACUGUACCAACUCAGAUCAUCAGAAAUGGUUCUUCAAGGAACACAUGGUAUGAAGUGUCACUGUACUACGGAGUCCACCUAGAGGAGAUGGGGGAGCCCCUGGACUCCGUGUUUAACAGACUUAGCUAAGCACAGAGACAGACACACCAAACACUUGGCUGCUCUUCUUUUCAUAAGGAAAUCAUUUUGUGAUUUGUGAAAGUGAUGUUGGCUUUAAUAAAAAUGUGAAUAAGCUUUGUACUGAUUUUGAAAACUUUAAAAUUGUUCCCAAAUACCCUGUUUUCAAAGGGUAGUCAUAAAAUGUUAACUCUAGGUAUUCAGAGAAUUAAAAGCUUUAACUAUUUUUCUAUCAA
This is a messenger RNA of Delphinapterus leucas (beluga whale), 2073 nucleotides long. It is a transcript of the gene GALNT12, whose product is annotated as polypeptide N-acetylgalactosaminyltransferase 12. Gene Ontology annotation, biological process: protein O-linked glycosylation. Gene Ontology annotation, molecular function: polypeptide N-acetylgalactosaminyltransferase activity. The record is from RefSeq and is a predicted model, not a curated record. NCBI's taxonomy places the organism in Eukaryota, Metazoa, Chordata, Mammalia, Artiodactyla, Monodontidae. Gene Ontology annotation, cellular component: Golgi apparatus.